Aegilops tauschii subsp. strangulata is the source of this 531-nucleotide messenger RNA. The record is from RefSeq and is a predicted model, not a curated record. Lineage: Eukaryota; Viridiplantae; Streptophyta; Magnoliopsida; Poales; Poaceae.
AUGUUCCUCCAUGUUGUUGGCCAUAACCAGAGGUUCAGGGUCAUUCACAACACGUUUAGGAGAUCAAUGGAGACCAUCUCUAGGUACUUCAAGCAAGUGCUUUUUGCUAUUAGGGAGCUUAGAGGAGAGAUGAUCAGGAGACCAUCUGGUCAGACUUCACCCAAGAUUCGCGGAAGCCCUAGAUGGUAUCCAUACUUCAAGCACUGCAUUGGGGCAAUAGAUGGUACUCAUGUCACUGCCAGAGUUCCUAGGUUACAGUCUGCAGCAUACACGGGGAGGAAGCACUACACAAGUCAGAAUGUGCUUGCUGCUGUUGACUUUGAUCUGAAGUUCACAUAUGUGCUGGCUGGCUGGGAGGGGUCAGCGCAUGAUGCUAACAUUCUCACUGACAACAUGAGUCGACCUGAUGGAAUCAAUAUCCCCGACGGCAAGUUCUACCUUGGAGAUGCUGGCUAUACAUGUCGGACGGGUAUUCUUCCACCCUUCAGGAAAACAAGGUACCAUCUCAACGAGUUCUCUGGUAGGAAGUAA